CAAAGGCUGCUGGGAAAUUUAUCUUUCAGGAAGCACCAUGAGCUGCUAAACAAGUUGACUACACGCCGCAGGUUGACGGGACUAACGGGGCGAACUGAGUUAGCACUGAACUGCAGGCAUCUUCAAUCAUGGAGGACAUAAGCACCGUGAUGUCCUGGUUCUCCAGCCCCGUGUACAGCCGCUACUGGCAGCACUACCAGCAGGCCAUGGCCUGGCACCAGAGACACAGGCGAGCCUACAGAAAGGCCUUGGAGGCCGCCUACGGCCAUGCCUACAGCCAGGAGCAGUGUCCCGGCAGCCACCAGCAGCGCUACGCAGACUGGAACGCAGAAGAGGGCGACAGCGAAGGUGGAGAGGACGGGGACGAGGAGAGCAGCUCGGACAGCGAGAUUGAGUGUGACGUCAGCAACAUGGAGAUCAGCGAGGAGCUUCGGCAGUACUUCGCCCAGACAGAGAAACACAGGGAGGAGCUGAAGAAGCAGCAGCAGAUGGAGGCUGAGCAGCAGGACAGCUACGUGCCGGCCGACCAGGACCUGCGAGGUGUCUCCUGGCGAAGCAGCGCGGCUCCUCCCUCGGAGCGCCCCGGCGAGAGACGGGGGGCCGAGAUGAAGAAGCUGUAUGGCAAAGACGCUGCCAAGAUCCUGGCCAUGGAGGCGGCGAUGCAGCUAAAUUUCGACAGAAAUUGUGACCUCAAACAGCCCAAGUACUGGCCCGUCAUCCCACUGAAACUGUGACGGCUGCGGGCUGUAAACUGUUUGAUUUGGAGGAAAUCCCUGCUCUGAUCUCUCGGUGAGACAGCAGCUUUGUCGUGUAAUGGAUUGUGUCUGUCGACGCUGCUGAUGUAGAACUAAUGGCCUGGGUUAGCUGAGGGUUACAAGUUAUUUUAAGCACAAAAAGUCACAUAAAUUAGCUUCUGCUUAGCCAGACGCGAAUGUCACUGACCUGUCAGCUGCUGCUCUAAAUGAAAACUUAUGAUUUUGAUGCUACACAUAAUGUCGGAGUUUUUUGUGGUUUUACACUUGUGCUAAAUUAUUUUUAACUCAGGAUGAAGCACUACGUUAUAUCCAAGAGACGCACGGUUUGUGUGUUGUCCUCCCACGAUUUCAGGACAAAAACAGAAACAAGAAUACAAACUGGAGUCAGCCGCAGUUCACAUACAGUAAAACAGCUCCUGUAGGUGAUGUAAAUAUAUUCAAACAACAUGUGCCUGCGUGUUUCCUCCUAAUCUGUUUCUGUUUACCCUCUAGCUUGGUGAUGUUACAUGCUGCAGUAGCUCCUCUUAUGCCUGUCAACUUAGUUUAACCACAAAAACAUUUUCAGGCCCCUUUUUUUCCCCUCUGUUCAAAAUUUUGAAGCGUUCCCGCAUGGCUGCUUCUGAUAUUCCACUCUUCAACAUACGCAGAGAGUGAUUUGUUGUUGUUGCUUCUAAACUGUGCCUCUCUGAUUCUGACAUUUCAUCGGCUUCAAAGCCAUUCGUGUGGUUCCUCAGGAGGGACGUUGAGUAUUCUCUUUUAUCUUGUGGUUGCACCACCCAGCCCCCUUUUUUUUUUUUAGACUGAAGGAUGUGUGUUUUAAUAUAAAUUCUGUUUAUAAUAAAGUGUUUUCUGUUUGUAUAAAACCUGAUUUGCCAUUGUUGAUUUCUUUAUACAGCUCUCUGUGGGGUGGGCGUGAGGAUCUUGAUUACCAAUACAGCAAUGUAUUAUGUCCAAGAAUCCAGUUUGAGAUUAUUUGAGCUUUGUGACAUGGUGUGUUAUCCUGCUGGAAGUAGCCAUCAGAAGAUAGGUACACUGUGGUCAUAAAGGGAUGGACACGGUCAGCAACAAUACUCAAGUAGGCUGUGGUGUUUAAACCAUGCUCAGUUGGUACUAAGGGGCCCAAAGUGUGCCAAGAAAAUAUCCCCCACACCAUUACACCACCACCUGACAGGAGUAGCACCUGGUGAGGUCUUCUGCUGCUGUAGCCCAUCUGCUUCAAGGUUGGACGUGUUGUUGGUUCAGAGAUAUGGUUGUAACAAGUGGUUAUUUGAGUUACUGUUGCCUUUCUGUCAUCUUGAACCAGUCUGGCCAUUCUCCUCUGACCUCUGGCAUCAACAAGGCACUUUCACCCAGAGAACUGCUGCUCACUGGAUAUUUUCUCUCCUUCGGACCAUCCUCUGUAAACCCUAGAGAUGGUUGUGCGUGAAAAUCCCAGUAGAUCAGCAGUUUCUGAAAUACUGGCACCAACAACCAUGCCAUGUUCAAAGUCACUUAAAUCACCUUUCUUCCCCAUUCUGAUGCUCGGUUUGAACUUCAGCAGGUCAUCUUGAUCAUGUCUACAUGCCUGAAUGCAUUGAGUUGCUGCCACUUAAUUGGCUGAUUUGCAUUUUUGUUCUUUUAAAUCUGCUUUGUUCUUCUGCAUCUUUUUGACUUUUUUUUCCCACCAGUAUAGUGAAACAAGCACAUUUUUU
Messenger RNA from Epinephelus fuscoguttatus (brown-marbled grouper), 2446 nucleotides. It is a transcript of the gene gemin8, whose product is annotated as gem (nuclear organelle) associated protein 8. Gene Ontology annotation, cellular component: SMN complex. Bases 129 to 734 code for a protein of 201 amino acids. The record is from RefSeq and is a predicted model, not a curated record. The transcript has 4 exons. Gene Ontology annotation, biological process: spliceosomal snRNP assembly. NCBI's taxonomy places the organism in Eukaryota, Metazoa, Chordata, Actinopteri, Perciformes, Serranidae.